CGCACGCAGCUCCCUCAGUGAAAGAAAGAAACGAAAAAAAAAAAAAACCCACACACUCUCAUACACACACACACACACAGGGGAGAAAGCAUGAAGAGCAGCGAGGCACCGAGGGGCUCAUUUUCAUCUGCAGAGGACUGAGUGAAGCCGCAGGAUGGCGGGGGGGCGCAGGGGACUUGUGGCCCCCCAGAAUACUUUUUUGGAGAAUAUUGUGAGACGGUCGAACGACACCAACUUUGUCCUGGGCAAUGCUCAGAUAGUGGACUGGCCCAUCGUCUACAGCAACGAUGGCUUCUGCAAGUUGUCAGGGUACCACAGGGCGGAGGUGAUGCAGAAAAGCAGCACCUGCAGCUUCAUGUACGGGGAGCUCACCGACAAGGACACGACGGAAAAAGUCCGACUCACGUUUGAGAAUUACGAGAUGAACUCAUUUGAAAUCCUGAUGUACAAGAAGAACAGGACGCCGGUUUGGUUUUUUGUGAAGAUUGCUCCCAUUCGAAACGAACAAGAGAAAGUGGUUCUGUUCCUCUGCACGUUCAGCGACAUCACGGCCUUCAAGCAGCCCAUUGAGGAUGAUUCUUCCAAAGGUUGGGGGAAGUUUGCCCGAUUGACUCGAGCGCUAACAAGCAGCAGGGGAGUCUUACAGCAGCUACAACCUACAGUUCAUAAAGGAGAGAAUGUCCAUAAGCACUCUCGUCUCGCUGAGGUGCUGCAGCUUGGCUCUGACAUCCUACCUCAGUACAAACAGGAGACCCCCAAGACCCCUCCUCACAUCAUCCUGCACUACUGCCUCUUUAAGACCACCUGGGACUGGGUCAUCCUCAUCCUCACCUUUUACACGGCCAUCAUGGUGCCCUACAACGUCUCCUUCAAGACGAAGCAGAACAACGUGGCCUGGCUGGUGGUGGACAGCAUCGUGGACGUCAUCUUCCUGGUGGACAUCGUCUUGAACUUUCACACCACGUUCGUGGGGCCCGCUGGCGAGGUCAUCUCGGACCCCAAGCUGAUUCGCAUGAACUACCUGAAGACCUGGUUUGUGAUCGACCUGCUCUCCUGCCUGCCCUAUGAUGUCAUCAAUGCCUUCGAGAACGUGGACGAGAAUUGGAACCACCGAGCUGUCACCCAAGGGAUCAGCAGUCUGUUCAGCUCUCUUAAGGUAGUCCGGCUCCUCCGUUUGGGUCGGGUCGCCCGUAAAUUGGACCACUACAUCGAAUACGGGGCGGCCGUCCUGGUGCUGCUGGUCUGUGUUUUUGGACUGGCAGCACACUGGUUGGCCUGCAUCUGGUAUAGCAUUGGAGACUACGAGGUGAUUGAUGAAGAAACCAAUGUUGUCCGCAUGGACAGCUGGCUCUACAUCCUGGCCGAGGCGAUGGGAAGGCCCUACCGCUUCAACACCACCGGUUCGGGGAAGUGGGAGGGUGGGCCCAACAAAGACUCGGUCUACAUCACCUCCCUGUACUUCACCAUGACCAGCCUGACCAGCAUCGGCUUUGGCAACAUCGCUCCGACGACGGAUGGGGAGAAAAUCUUCGCUGUGGCCAUGAUGAUGAUUGGAUCCCUUCUGUACGCCACCAUCUUUGGUAACGUGACAACCAUCUUCCAGCAGAUGUAUGCCAACACUAAUCGCUACCAUGAGAUGCUCAACAGUGUCCGGGACUUCCUUAAACUCUAUCAGGUCCCCAAAGGCUUGAGUGAAAGAGUUAUGGACUAUAUCGCCUCUACCUGGUCCAUGUCCCGGGGCAUAGACACUGAAAAGGUGUUGCAGAUUUGUCCAAAGGACAUGAGAGCAGAUAUUUGUGUUCACCUGAACCGCAAAGUUUUCAAAGAGCAUCCGGCGUUCCGACUGGCCAGCGACGGAUGUCUCAGGGCCCUGGCUAUGGAGUUUCAGACGAUCCACUGCGCUCCUGGGGACUUGAUCUACCACGCCGGCGAAAGUGUGGACAGCCUCUGUUUUGUGGUGUCUGGUUCCUUGGAAGUCAUUCAGGAUGAUGAGGUGGUGGCUAUUUUAGGUAAAGGAGAUGUGUUUGGGGACGUUUUCUGGAAGGAGGUGACUCUGGCUCAGGCCUGCGCGAACGUCAGAGCGCUGACCUACUGCGACCUCCACGUCAUUAAGCGCGACGCCCUGCAGAAGGUCCUGGAGUUCUACACGGCGUUCGCCAACCACUUCUCCAGGAACCUGCUGCUCACUUACAACCUGAGAAAAAGGAUUGUCUUCCGGAAGAUCAGCGAUGUGAAGCGUGAGGAGGAGGAGCGGCAGCGUCGUAAGAACGAAGCGCCUCUGAACCUGCCUCCGGAUCAUCCGGUACGGAAACUCUUCCAGCGCUUCCGGCAGCAGAAGGAAGCCCGCAUGGCAACCCAGAAACAGGAACUCAACGAACAGGACGUCGAGAAGGGCCCAGUUUACGUGGACGUGUCGAUGGUGAAAGCUCCUGUUACGACUACCAGCAUCGUCACGGUGACAGAAAGCCCAGCAACACCGUCCUCCUCCGCCCCUUCACCGUCAACACCAACCAGCUGCCCCCCCACGGACAAGGCAAAGCUGCAGGUGCCUUCAGCAGUUGCUCUGGCGGCGUGCCGACCCACAGAACCGGUCAAAGUCAAAGGCUGGGGCCGCUUCAAGGAGUCCAUGACCAAAGCCGACAACUGGAACAAGGUGGCCAAAGCCGAGUCCAUGGAGACUUUACCCGAGAGGACCACCGAGCGUGAGCCGCACACCACCCUCAAGAAGACGGAUUCGUGCGACAGCGGGAUCACCAAAAGUGACCUACGCCUGGACAAAGUGGGCGAGUUCCGCAUGACUCCUCAGGACCGCAGUCCCGCCCAGCCUCCCGAAACCAGGCAUGCCUUCUACCCCAUCCCGGAGCAGACUCUCCAGGCCUCGCUUCAGGAGCUCAAGAUGGAGCUGAAGGAGGACAUCAAGAACCUGGGUGCGCGAAUGUCCGGCCUGGAGGCGCAGCUCGCCGAAGUGCUCACACUCCUCAGAGCCAGAAAGUCCAGCACCGGCUCGGAGCAGCCACUUUUUGACAUUUCGAGGCCUACCUCGCCGGAACUGGACAAGGAGGACAUUUUUUCAUGAGGAACAGAAGCGGUUGUCAGGUUAAUGGCAGUCCGUGAGCUCAGCUGGAAUCCAGUAACGUUGAGGUUGCUUGGAUAGCUGAGGCGGCGCACGGCACUCCAUCCGCAAUAGGCGCGGUCUGAGAGACCCACCGACCUUAACACAAGGUGUGCCUGCUGGUUAACGCGGUUACGGUGUGUUCGUAGCACUCAACGCUUGAAGGUUAUGUAACAAAUGACAGAAAAAUGUUUGUACAUAAUUUAUUUUUCCACUGUGCCAUGUUGGGGGGAUAGAAAAAAAAUGCUUAGUUCGACUUUAUCUCUGAACUUACUGCAGAGUCGUAACUGUUGGGAAGCCCCAAUGGAGGCAGCAUGACCCGCUGGUUUGUUAUUGAAUCAUUCGUAUGAAACGCUUUGCAUGUCAUAUAAAAUAGAUGUGUGCCCCGUUACAUAUUUGAUUAAUUGAGGCUGCACAGCGAGUCGUUUGCAUUAUUUCAGUCAGAAAGAGCCGACUCCGUCCAGAUGUUAGAACAAUUUCGCUGUAAUUUUCUCAGCCGCAUCUCUUAUUAAAAUCUGCCGGGAUCGUUAUGAAUUAUACAACAGAUAACUCUGGCCGGGGCAAUCCGAUUUUCCCCCUCCCCCAAAAAAGGAAAAAACAUUCUUGAGCAGAAAUUACAACAUCAUUUGCAUAAAGCACUAAUGGAUGUGCUAGAUAGAAAAUGUAUUUAAAUGCUAACCAGUGAGCCUGCAGUGAGGAAGUUAUCCAUCUUUGCUGAAGUCUAGCAUUUGCUAAUCUCAUCUGGGAGCGCUGCGGCCAUAUACAUGAUGCACUGUUGUGUGAAAGUUAUGCGUUUUUUGUUUUUUUUUUGUUUUUACCUUUGGGGAUGUGUUGGGUAAUCUGAUAAUGCAAACUGCAGCGUUUGUUGCGGCUCCGCACCUUACCUUCUUUUGGAAACCUCAUGAGCCUAGAAAAGGAAUGCCCACUGGGACGAUGUUUCUAAAAUAAUAUGUGCUAAUGUGUAUUUAUCGAAGAAUAGGCUGACAUAAUGUCGCAUAAAACCACUGGGUAAUCUGCAUCUGAUAAUAGUAACCUGCCAUUACAUAACAGUGUCACAGACUCAACUCCCUGCUGCAGUGCAUGAUGCAUUUCGUUUCCAACUCCAGUACUUCUGCAUGAUUCUUAUUUUUAUAUUUUUUUAAAUCCUUUUUUUUAUAAAAAGAAAAAAAGAACAUGACAUUGGGUUGCAGCUCAAUAGUUCAAAUUCUCUUGCUGGGAAAAACAAAGGAUUAUUUUACAGAAAAAUGUUCAUCAUUCUCAUAAAUGGAGGCAAAGCCUUCAGUUUCUGAGCAUAAAUACUCCAGGUCAAUGCAGAAAAAAAACAUCUUGAAUGAAAAUACACUCAAAGACAUUUACUUCUAGAAUAGUGAUAUAUUUUCACUCUAGUGUUGUUUCUGUGUUGCUUUAAAGUGCACAUUUAUUUAUUUAUUUAGCUCAGUUUUUGUCAAUUAACCCAUCAGCGGCUCACAAAGUCUUUAGGUCAUUAUCUGGCUUUCUCAGAUUUCGAUUUCAUUUCAACUGAACAUUUUAAAAUGUGACACGGGAUGCAGCAAAAAACAUCAAUAACCAAUUUGCCACUAAUCUGAUGCAAAUUGGUAAAUGUUUAUUUAACAUUUACUUAUAUGUUUAUAUUUAAUAUGAAAAAAACCCUCAUGUACAUAUCUGACACAUCGUUGACUGUGAGAAGUCUGCAGAUUGCACUACAAAAUUGAUUCUUCUUUUAUUUUACUUUGAGCCUAUAAUAGUCACUAUAUUUUUGGGCGACAUUGUUAUUGAAAAGUUAUUGAUUUCAAUAACUCAGUUCACUAAGUGAAACAUAUUACUUCAAUAAGUGACGCACCUCGAUGAUUUAAGCCUUUAUUUCUACUAAUUAUGAUGAAAAAACACGUUUCAGAAUAAAAUAUUACAUGAGAGCAAUAAGAUGACGUUUUAAAUACAUAAAAGUGGGCUUAAUGUUUAAUACCUGCUUAAAGGUUAUUUUUAAAAGCCAAUUGUUUUAUUCUGACAAAUGACCGUCAUCAGAAAAACACAUAUUCUAAUAUGUUCAAUAUAAAGGUACAUGGGUAUUUAAAAUAUUUUACUGCAUUCCAUAAUUACAAGAAAUUGAAAACAACUAUUGUAGUUCUUGAAUAUUGGAAAUGUAAAAAUAAACAAGGACAAAGAUAAAAUGUUCAGGUCAGAAGAGAAAUAUUCACCAAAUGCAGCCAAGAAGGACUGAAUAAAAAGAUUGAGCUAAAGCUUUAUUCAAAACCUUUUAAUAAUUGGCAAAUGGAUGAGAGUUAAAAAUUUAUUGGGAAAUAUGUUGAAUUUUUAACCAUUCCUGUCAUUUUUUGGCGCAAAUUAAAACCCAAAAUAGAUGCUCUAUAAUUUAUGGCUAAACAGAAUUGCAUCACACAGUCCAGUCAUUUUGAGCCAAUUUAAAAUGUACAGUUUGCUGAAUCUAAAAUUACAGCUAAAGUAAUUUUCUGUGACUAAAAUAAGCAAUUCUCUGUAAUAUUUACUGUCUAGAUGAACAUUCAAUAUUCCCUGCAUGUUUUUGUUUUUUUUCUUCCCCUAUUUAAGGAGCUGCAAGGCGAGCUGAAAUGGACUCAGCGGAGGGAAAAGCCACGCUUCGGUUCCGUUGUCUCCAUUUUCAUUAAAUAUUAAGCUCGCAUAAAUAAACGGGGAUGUCUUCACAGAAGGGAGAACUUGUUUUGGUUUGGUGCCAGGUUUUUUUUUUUUUUUCUUUCUGCUUCUACAAGCGAUUGGGUUGCUGGGUAGAAGAAAAACCCAAGACGCAGGCGCCUUCAAACCACAAACAUGCUGAUCACGUUUAAGGAUGGCGAUCAAAGGGAGAUCAGUCGGCUAAUUUAAAUACUUUGAGGAUAAGAAUAUGUAGAAGAAGAUCAAAAUGUGAUCAAAACCAUUUCUGACAUAUCCUAAACCAUUUAAUAACCUCAUUACAUGUGAAUUUAUCACAGGCUUUUCUUUUGACAGAUCUGACGGAUUCCAGGGGAAACUACGGAGGAUGUUUCUGAUGCGCAGAAUUUUAGUUGAUGAUACACAGGUGAUAAAUGUAGUAAAGAAAUAUUAAUAACACAUAGAUAAUAAUAACAAAACUAUUCAUAACCGUUCAAAUAAAGUAUUUUAUUUCUUUUUUUUAUGCGAUGGGACAACAGAAAGUAGCGCAAAAAAAAAUGAAGUGGAAGGAAAAACUUUGAAAAGUUUUUUUUUAACUUUUCACCACAAAUACAGCAAAUCAAACCAAAUCCUCUACCUACGUUUCCUCUGCGUUAUGUUUCAACCAGACACUUUUGUCCCCCCAUAUCUCUUCUAAAAUAAAUCCUGAUCAAUCAGAUUAGGUGGAGAACACCCAGUCUGUUCCCCCGUGGGAAUUGGAUUUAGGUCGGGACUUUGACUAUGCCAUCCUAACUUAUGAAUAUAGCUUAAAACCCACUUUGUCGCAGCUGUGGCUUUAGGAUGGUUUUCAUGAUGUUUAAGUGUUUUAGGUUUCCAAAAGUUUUUCCUUCAGGGAUUGCGCCUCAUUUAGCUCCAUCCAUGUUCUCAUUAAAGGCUUCCCCACAGCAUUAUGCUGCCAUUGCCAAAUUUCACCAUGGAGAUGGUGUGUUCAGGGUUAGUGCUUUGCAUGGACGUUGCAAUGUGUAAAUAGUUGUUGCUUUCUCUCUGUUUUCUUCCAUGAAGGCCAAACUUGGGAUACAGUUCAAUAACCCAGCCCUGCUUCUCCAUAACACGAUGUUCUCUAAAUUAGGCAGCUCCUCUAAAGUAUUUGCUUUGGAUUUUAUUUGUGGUAAUCAGAGUAAAGAGGAAAAUGUGAAAACAAUUCCUAACCUUCCCACCACUUCAUUGUCACGCACCACUUUGUGCUGCUCUGCCAAAUAAAACCCCAAUCAAAGCGAAGUGAACUUCCUGUUUCUAACAUGACUCUUGUCGGGGUGUGGCAGCUUUUUGUGCAUCGUGUUUGGCGAGAACACGCACGGCGGCACUUUGUCCAUCUGUUUUUAAAGAACAGGUGUGCAUCAGGAACAGCUGAGUUUGGAAUGUGAGGCUGAUUGACGGCGGCGCACGGCAGCGUUAGAGGCUUAUUUUCUGCCCGCUCUGGUCAAAUUGCUUUAAGAAAAUGAAACCCGACUAAACGCUCUCGGAGCCGAUGGAUUGAGACAGGAAUGUAAUCUCAAUCCAUCUGACUAAUUACUGCUGCCGAAAAUGCAGAAACGGCAGAUUGGAGGCAUUACUUGUUGCAGGUUUUAAUAUAAAUUGAAAGAAAUUGAAAACAACUAUUGUGCAGUUGAAACAAAGUCAUAUUAUUAUUACUAUUAUUUAAAUUGUUUCCGUGGCGGUGGCCGCCUUCACACUUUGACUCGUUUGGAUUAAUUAACACUCAUUUAGUUUCUCAGCUAAACGCGUUUGGCCGUCCCACAGACUCGACUCCCACACAUUAGGGAUUCACUCUUGGUGUUCCAGCAGCACUCGCUGUAUUGACCCCUGACACGAACAUCUUACUAUGCAACCACUCCUGACUAACAGCCCCUGACUAUAGCCAGGCUAUUAUUUCCCCUCUGCUUCCAGCCGGAGUGAUGAGCUCCGGCGUUGGACUUCCAGGACUAAAGUCUUUCAAACGUGUCCUGAUUUUUCACCUUCUGACGGAAGGAAGCUUGUUUUAUAUAUAUAUACACACAUAUAAAAAACUAAUUUUCUCAAGCUGAUAUGACAUGAUUUCAUUGAGCAUGUGAAACGGUUUUAACGGCAGUGAUUGUAAAUGAGAUGUUUUUUUUUUUUUUUGUGAUGAGAGGAUUUUGAGUCUCACAAUGACAGCUUUAAGAUGAAAACCCCGAGUCAGGGGGUCGAAACUGUAUAUCUUUGAAUGUUAGAACUUGAAAUGAAAACAUGAACUUUUAUGAACAUUAAGGAGGCGAUGUUUUCCCUCUUUUCUUUGUCCUGAACCAGCUGAGAGCCUAUUUAUUUUUUACAAGAUGUUUCUCUUGUACUUUGAAAAAGGAAAAAAAAAAUGUGAAAGAUAUUCUUUACACUUGUUUUGUUUCACCACUGACACAGAUGAAUGAAAUGGUUUGUGAACUUUUUCUCUUAUAUUAUCACUUUGACUGUAUUUUCAUGUUAUGUUAGUAGGACACUGGCAUUUUGCUUCUGUCGGAUUCUAAUGAAAUCGCGUCGUUUUUAAUUGUAAAACUAGCAUUUGGUUUUUAGCUGAAAACUCGAGAUUGCGUCACUAUUUAGAGUCUAAAAAAGCCCGGAAACAGAUUGUGGGGGCCGGGGGAGUCAUCUCCUGCACUCUUGUUUGAAGGCCAUAAAUAUUUGACAAUUCAGAUCCUUAAAAGCAAUAUGUAGCUCUGCGCUUUGACAUUUAGACACACACCUUGUGAUGGAAAUGCUUAAACUACUGCACUAACCCAUCUCAUCGACCCUCACGUUACCUUGGAGAAGCAUGCAAACUCGUGCCUUUGUAUUAAUGUUCCCCCCUCUAAGCCCCGACUCCUUUUCCAGCCUGCAGACAGAAAAGCGGCGUUCAUGAUCCAUAUUACUGUCGCUCCACUGAAAUCAUUUGAACAAAGAUCUAUUUUUGUGGUCAGCUCUAGAAAGCUGCCAAAAAAGAAGAAGAAGAUACGGAUAUAAACAUAUGCACAAGUUAUAAAGCAAUGAUAGGAUUCUAUAUAAAGAGCAAAGUCUGAGUUUGGUGUAUGUAUUAUGCACAUGCCUCUAUGUUAACACGUCCUGUGUUGGGAGAUGUACUAUUUCAAGCACAAUGGGAGCUCUUUGUUAUGAAAUGUGACAUACUGUGCUCUUCAUAAUAAAUAUUUUAUACAUA
Molecule: messenger RNA, 8933 nt
Organism: Poeciliopsis prolifica (blackstripe livebearer)
Lineage: Eukaryota; Metazoa; Chordata; Actinopteri; Cyprinodontiformes; Poeciliidae
Gene: kcnh1a
Product: potassium voltage-gated channel, subfamily H (eag-related), member 1a
Exons: 13
Coding region: 155-3076 (973 amino acids)
Biological process (GO): regulation of membrane potential; potassium ion transmembrane transport
Cellular component (GO): membrane
Molecular function (GO): delayed rectifier potassium channel activity
Source: RefSeq, a predicted model, not a curated record